This is a messenger RNA of Erythranthe guttata (spotted monkey flower), 4286 nucleotides long. RefSeq lists its product as uncharacterized. The record is from RefSeq and is a predicted model, not a curated record. Lineage: Eukaryota; Viridiplantae; Streptophyta; Magnoliopsida; Lamiales; Phrymaceae.
UCUUUUUUGGAUUUUUGCAAAAAGAGUUAUUAAUUAAUCAUUAAUUAAAACAUAAAAGCGCAAUUAAAAAAGGAAACUCAUUCGAUUGUCCACCGUCGGCAGAACAAUUAUCAGAAUCAACUUUCCUACAAAUCUUUAUCUAAAUUAUUUUCUACAAAUAGCAGAAAUUACUUUCUUCAACAUUUAAUCAAUCAUUCGCCAAUGCCACACUCUCUCACACGCACUUUACACACACACAUACGCACAUACAUACAUACAAAUUGUUUGUCUCUAUCGCCGCUGAUUUUCUGUCACGCAUUUCCUCGAACACUUCACCUUCUCUCUCUCUAUCUCUCGCUCUGAGCGACUAACAUUUUUCCAGGCAUUAUUUUCCGGUGAGAUCUGAAGCGCAACUGUAAGAUAUGAAGCAGAGUACUCGCCUGAGCUCCGCUGUUUUUCAGCUCACUCCGACUCGAACAAGGUGUGACUUGAUCAUCAUAGCAAACGGCAAGAAAGAGAAAAUUGCUUCGGGACUGUUAAGUCCAUUUCUUGCACAUCUGAAGACUGCUCAAGAUCAAAUUGCUGAAGGUGGUUAUUCAAUCUUGCUUGAACCAGAAACUGGCAGUGAUGCACCGUGGUUUACAAAAGCUACUCUCGAAAGGUUUGUCCGUUUUGUGAGCACUCCUGAGAUCCUGGAACGCGUCUACACAAUAGAAACUGAAAUCUUACAGAUCGAGGAGGCAAUUUCCACACAAAGGAGCAAUUAUGCAGGGCAACGACUUGUAGAAACCCCACAAAGUAAACCUCUACGUGGAUAUGAAGGUGAAAAAUCUUCGCCCAAUGCUAAUGUGGAAAACGCAAUUGUCCUUUACACGCCUGGGGCACCACCACCUGAAGCCAAUGAAUCAAGUUCACCGGAGGGGAAUUCAAAAGUUCAGCUUCUCAAAGUCCUCGAGACACGUAAAAGAGUGCUACAAAAGGAACAAGGAAUGGCCUUUGCACGUGCUGUAGCAGCAGGUUUUGAUAUCGAUCUCGUCGCACCUCUUGUCACUUUUGCUGAGAGCUUUGGAGCCAUGCGUUUAAUGCAUGCAUGCUCAAGGUUCAUGGAUCUGUGGAAGAGUAAGCAUGAAACAGGGCAAUGGCUUGAUAUUGAAGAAUUGUCUCCGAUGAAGCCAUCCGGUGUUGUUCUCUCUCAUACACCCAACAAACAUGAUAAAUCCAACCUUGAGCUGGCUGCAGAAAAUAAUGGGGAUUCGGGAUCAACAAUAAAUUCUGCAGGUAGCCCAGCCCCAAAUGGUCAACACGAAUAUUUUCAAGGACAGUUUCCUCAUCCUGUUUUUCCUACAUGGCCUAUGCAUGCUCCCGGUGGGGCCCAACCCAUAUUUCAAGCGUACCCUGUUCAAGGAAUGCCAUACUACCCGACUUACACAGGAAAUGGUUCUUUUUAUCAGCCACAUCACUAUUCUACAGAGCAAUCCCCUUCAGAUUUUGGUCCUCAUUCAGGAAAGAAAAGGCAAUCCUUUGAUGUUGGGAACAGUAAUAACGGGUCAGGGUCGAGAGAUGUUGACAGAACAGAAUCGCUGGAUGACAUGGCAUCAGAUGCAGAAGUUUCACACAGUCGAAAACCACGAAGAAAGUCUGUGGGUUCUAAUGGAAAGCAUUCAGGCACUGUUGUAAUACGAAACCUUAAUUAUAUCACGUCUAAAGAGAAGAAAACUGGUAGCGAAACGAGCUCAGAUUCACACUCGGAUAUUGAUGAAGCAUCUUCGAAAAGUGGAGGAAUCCAUUUGAAGUCUGGGGAUAAGUUGAACUUGGGCAAUGACGAGGUCUCUGUUUUGGGAAAGGAUACUGAUGAUAGACACUGGCAGGCAUUUCAAGAUUGUUUAUUGAGAGGAAAUGAUGAAGAUGCUCAAGCUGAAAAUGAGGGUGUGAAGAUAAAGAGACACAAAAACAGUGCAAGUGAUGACACAUUGGCUCUUCGUGCACAGGAUAAAGGUGAAAUACAAGAUACUAGGAUGAGAGACAUCCGCAGAAUCAGUGGAAGUAUGUCUCGUGGGCCCAGGGGAUCAGGUGAUGAAUUUUUAUUUUCCGGUGCAGAUAAUGACUUCAAGGGAAGCAAUGAUGAAACAGACAUCCAUUCUUCCGAAAGUAAUGGAAGGGGGAUUUUAUUUAGGUCGAACGAAGAAUUUAUAGUUGGCAGUCAACGGAACCAUUUGAAUUUCAGGAAUUCGUCAGAUCCAUUAGCCGUGGACAGUUUUGAGGGUGCCGUUGGUAAAAUAAAUAUAGAUUCCUCAAAUGGAAUCGCAGAAGAAACUUUGAUUGUGCCAUUUAGGUCAAUGUCAUUAGAUCAAGUUGGAGGAACUGAUAGAACUGCUAUUAACAUAGAUUCUGAGAUUCCAUCAAAGUACCAAAAGAUGGAGUCCAAGGGAAGUAAGAGCAAAGUAAACUAUGAGCCUCAUGAUUUGAGCUUGAGGCCUGAACGCGGGACAGAUAAGAGGUCCAUCGGAUAUGACCUUGCUCCGGACUACGAAAUGCAGGUCCGUGCAAAAGUGUCAGGCGAGGAAGGGAAAACAAAUGCAAGUGAUGUGAAGGGUGGGUCAAGGAAAUCGGACAAGGAUAGGAUGUCAAAGGUCACUCCAGACUCUUCGCACAAACAAAGAAGUGGAGGUGCUAUUAGGAAGGGCAAAUUGUCGAAGCUGAGUCCUUUAGAAGAGGCACGAGCCCGGGCUGAAAGUCUGAGAUCCUACAAAGCUAAUCUGCAAAAAAUGAAGAAAGAGAAGGAAGAGACAGAAAUGAAGCGAAUUGAAUCUUUAAAGCUGCAGCGACAAAAGAGAAUUGCAGCUAGAGGCGGUUCCACCUCCGGAAAGGUAUCCACACCAUCUCCUCAGACAAAGCAAUUGCAACCAAAAUUUUCGAACACAACUAAUAGAGGAUCCAAGUUCAGUGAUUCGGAGCCUGGACUAUCAUCACCCUUGCAGAGAUCCAAAAUCAGAAUUUCGCCUGGAUCAACCGAGUCAUAUAAAGCCUCCAAAGUUAUCCACAUGGCAGGGAAUAGGGUAACCAGGUCCUCUUCAUCAAUAUCCGAGAUGAAAAGAGAAAGCAACGGUGUUACACCUGAUACUAAAGCCUCCAUGUCUCGGAUUAGAAGGUUAUCAGAGCCUAAAACAAUCACAAACUCUCCUCUUACUACGAUAAAAGCACGAAGUGCUGAAUCGGUACUAAAGCGGAAGUUGUCUGAUGGUCCAGAGAGAAACAAAGUAUCUGCUGCCGUCAACCCUGAUAGAAGUAAAACUGCAACUCUACCUGAAUCGAAGAUCAAGACAUCGAAGUUACACGUAAAUAGAGGUGAGGGCAAAUCAGCAGUGAAGGACAGCCAAAAGAUAAAUGCAACAAGGCCUUCUGGAAAUGCUGAAAUAAAUAUAAGUAAUAAUAAGACAGCACGCCAGACUGAUGCAGAUGACGUUUCUGUAGUUGAGAAAACUGUUCUGGUGCUUGAGUCUAAUAAGCCUUCUCUUCCAACUUCGUCUUCAUCACAAAGAGAACCAGAGGUACGGAGUAAGCAGCAUAAUUAUCGUGACAAAGGAGAGAAAACUACUGUGAUACCAGAGUCGGCUCCUAUACACGCUCCUCCUUCAACUGUGUAUCGAGUUGAUAAAGAAUCUAUAACUUCCCAAGUCCAAAAGCAAUCAGAUUAUAAUGAGGUGACUGCCGCCUGUUCAGAGAAAGACCAUUGCACUCGUCAGUCAGAGUAUAGCAAAGCACCGUUAGCAAAACCGGAGCUGCUAUCAAGAGCUGAAGAAACUGCGAAAACUCAACUUCAUGGUGUAAAAGCCCCCAAAAUGGACAGAAAUCAAGCAACUUCGAAGAAAACUUCUGUAAAGGAAUCACCAAAGGGUUUUAGACGCCUUUUGAAGUUUGGAAGGAAGAAUCGGAGUUCGUCGUCAGUAGAUAAAAAUGUUGAUGGUAUUGAGAAAACGGCUUCAACAAACGAAGUUCACACAUUAAAGAGUCUAAUCUCGGGAGCUGAAACCUCUACUGCUAGCAAUACUCCACAAAAGACAUCUCGUCAUUUCUCUUUAUUGUCGCCCUUCCGGAGCAAAACAAGUGAAAAGAAAGUAGCAUCGUAGAGUUUGAAGACGCUAAAGUAGAAAAUACACACGUCGAGUACUUUGCUGUAUAUUAUAAUGAAAAUGCGAAGACACAUUUUACUCGAUUUUAUAAUGUAUUCGAUUCGUGUUUGUUAUUAAUUUGACUUAAGAGCUCUUGCCCAGUCCUUCAUGAGAAAUAUUCAGACUUUGCAUAUGCAU